AUUCCCUAAAUGCCAUGAAGAAGGAGGAGGAGAUGGAAGCGUGUUUCUGCAUCACCACCCAUUAGUGAUUAGCAGUUUUAGCAGUAGUAAACGAAGGGUGAGUGGAGUGAUGCUGCGUUUUCUUUCAUUAAAUCAACAUUUUAUCACUAUCACUGUACCUAUUGCUGUUACUGUUUGAUUCUUCAUACUCUCAUCAUGCCAUCGCGUGACCUGCCUUCGUCGCCGCUUCUGUGGGCACCGCCGCCACUCGUCCACCGCCAUACUCACAACCUCACCGCACCUCUCGCCGGAGGGAUAGCUGCCGCCGCCGCCGCAGCUUCCCUUUUGAUCCUUUUCGCUCUCUGCUUUCGGAAAAUUUCCCUCAAGACAGAUUCCGAUUCCGAUUCCAGGCCUCCUUACCGCUUCUCUUACUCUGUCCUCCGCCGUGCCACGUCAAAGUUGGACCCUUCUCUCCGCCUCGGUCAAGGCGGCUUUGGCUCGGUCUACAGUGGGACUCUGAAAAUCCCGGGCUCAAAGUCUGAUCUUCCCGUUGCCGUCAAGGUCAUGGAUUCGGGUUCUCUCCAAGGAGAACGUGAAUUUCAGAACGAGCUGUUUUUCGCCGGAAAAAUGGAUUCCAAGUACAUCGUCUCCGUCGUCGGCUUCUCCUCCGACCACCGGAGAGGACGUCGGAUGAUGAUGGUGUAUGAACUCAUGGCCAACGGAAGCCUACAAGAUUGUCUGUUGCACCGUAAGUGUAGCGAGUUAAAGAAUUGGGAAAGUAGAUUUUCAAUUGCUCUUGAUAUAGCUAAAGGGCUAGAAUAUUUGCAUCAUUUUUGUGACCCUCCGGUGAUCCAUGGGGAUAUUAAGCCCAGUAAUGUGUUGUUAGAUACUAAUUUUAAUGCAAAAAUUGGAGAUUUUGGAUUGGCGAAGGUAAAAACAGAGGAUCGCGUUGAAAUUGAGGUGAAAAAGGAGCAAACUUUAGUGGAAGAUAAUAAUGGAUCGGUAAUUGAGGAGUUUCAUGGAGGAUUGGAUCAGUUGCCUGAGACUCCAGUGGUUUCACCUGAAACAGUGGCAGCUAUGGCCUCACCAUCUGAGGGAUUUGACAAGACGAGUGUUUCGGAGGGGAAUUUUGAUAGGUUUAGUGUAGAAAGUGGGAAAAUUUCUGAUAAGAAGAGUGGGGUAAAGAAGAAGAAGAAAGGGAAUGAUUGGUGGUGGAAACAAGACAUUGUUGAGGCAGAAUCAGGUCCUGUGAAGGAUUAUGUAAUGGAAUGGAUUGGGAAUGAGAUCAAGGAGGAGAGGCCUACAAGUGAGUGGAUAGGGGCCUCAUCCAGUGCAGGGGUGGAAGGGAAAACUGAGAAGAAGAAGAAGAAGAAUAAGAAGAAGCAGAAACGGUUUGAUUGGUGGGUGUCUCUGGAUGAUGACAAGACUGCAAAACAGGAGCAAAGAAGACCAGCAAGGGAAUGGUGGAAGGAGGAAUACUGUGAGGAGCUUGCAAGGAAGAAAAAGGGUUCCACAAGUGAUGAUUGUCACAGUGAUUACUGGGCAAGGGACGACGAAUUGUAUGGCGAUAGGAAGAACAAGAAAAUGAGUAGGAGCAGGAGCAGGAGGAGUAGUAAGAGCAGCAUUGAUUGGUGGUUGGAUGGAGUUAGCAGCGAGCUAUGGAGAGCUCGAAGAAACAGCUUCGAUUCGGGCAGUGGGGAGAUAGCCAAGAGUGGUGUCAGCAGCACGCCUAGUCUGAGAGGCACUGUCUGCUACGUUGCACCCGAGUAUGGAGUUUGUGGAGACCUAUCUGAAAAGUGUGAUGUCUAUAGCUAUGGAGUAGUGCUGUUAGUUCUUAUUGCUGGGCGUCGGCCUCUCCAGGUCACAAGUUCACCAUUGUCUGAGUUUCGACGUGCCAAUCUCCUGUCCUGGUCUCGCCACCUUGCCCGAGCAGGGAAGCUUCUUGAUCUGGUUGAUCAAUCACUGGAGUUAGUUAAUCAAGAACAAGCUCUUCUAUGCAUCACUGUUGCCCUGCAUUGCCUGCAGAAGUCGCCAGCUAGGAGGCCAUCAAUGAAAGAAGUUGUGGGGAUGCUUUCUGGGGAUUUAGAACCUCCCCAGCUACCAACUGAACUUUCUCCUUCUCCUCCCUCCCACUCGAAAUACAAGCCUCACAAGAAGCGAAUCUCCGGUGACAUUUGAUCUGUUACGAGGUUUCAGUGACAGCAACAUUGUUUAUAGACUAUUGAUGACUGAUAUAAAGAUUGUUUAUAGACAUUAGACAGACGAUUAUGUAAAGAACACAGGAAAGAAAUAAAUUUUAACUUGUGGUUUUUAA
This is a messenger RNA of Ipomoea triloba (trilobed morning glory), 2293 nucleotides long. RefSeq names its product receptor-like serine/threonine-protein kinase At4g25390. The coding region runs from base 196 to 2157 and encodes 653 amino acids. NCBI's taxonomy places the organism in Eukaryota, Viridiplantae, Streptophyta, Magnoliopsida, Solanales, Convolvulaceae. Gene Ontology annotation, biological process: protein phosphorylation. Gene Ontology annotation, molecular function: ATP binding; protein kinase activity. The record is from RefSeq and is a predicted model, not a curated record. The transcript has a single exon.